GUCCACGGGGACAGUUCUGCCACCCAGCCUCGCGGACCCACCGGUGGUCUUGCGCGAGAGCGACAGCGCCAAGAUCCCGCGGGCUCCUGGGGCAGCCUCCGGACAGCGCGCGCAUGCGCAGGGGCGACGAAUGCGAGGGCGCGCGCUGCGGGUCCUUGCGUUGCUCCUGGUAACCGCCCAGCCCAGCCGCGACGUGACGAUUCAAGAUGGCGAAAGACCUGGAAGAGCUGUUGGAUGAGGUCGAGUCCAAGUUUUGCAGACCAGACCCACUGAGACUGGGCAUGGUUGAGCUGCCCAAAGGCUGCAGCGGCGGCGGCAUCCUCAGCAACGACCGGAACCGAGCCGAGGCGAAAGAGACUCUCAGAUCAACAGAAACAUGUAAGAAAGAAGAUGAUCUUGACAGUCUUAUUAAUGAAAUAUUUGAAGAGCCCAACUUUGACAGAAAAUCCUUUAAAUUAAAAUCUAAAUCUUCAGGUAACACAUCUGUCAGAGCUUCCGUUCCGGGCCUUGGUAAAAGUUGCAGCCCAGUGUACCUUGGUGGAAGUGCUGCUCCAUGUGGGAUUGGGACAAAUACUUCCCAGAGCUCCUUUUCUCUGAACAGAGCCUGUGACCAUCUGCGUUGUAUAGCAUGUGAUUUCUGGAUAGUAAGCUACGACGAUUAUAUGUGGGACAAAUCAUGCGAUUAUCUGUUUUUCAGGAACAACAUGCCAGAAUUCCACAAAUUAAAAACAAAGUUGGUAAAGAAGAAAGGCACACGGGCAUACGCCUGCCAGUGUAGCUGGAGAACUAUUGAAGAACUGACUGACCUUCAGACGGAUCAUCAGCUUCGUUGGGUUUGUGGUAAACAUUAAGAAUGCAGACUUUUCACGUUCAGACAAAUGCAUCCGUGAGAGCAUUCUCCAUUAAUCAUCAUAAUAGUUAGAUAAAGGCACAUGGUAGUGUCAUGCCCUUUGGAAAAAGACAAGAAAUUUCAUUUAAUGACUAUUCAAAUUUUUGAAGACCAAAUGGACUUGGGAAGAUAAUGUGCCUUAAUGUUUUGGAAUUCUUUUCUUAAUGUAUAGACACUUAGUAAGCAAGGUAACAAGUUAUCCAAAUUCUUUUUGCUAGCCUGUCUCCUGUUAGACGGAAGUUUAAUUAUGGAGUUUCACACAAAUAUAUAGCCAUUUGUUAGCAACUGCCAUAUGACUGACUGCUAAUACACUCAGCUUAAACAUUCCUCAUUUAUAGUACUUAAAGGAGAUAAAGCCAGCCAGUGAAGAGAGGACAUUGAGGGGUGUAUACAUCACCUCCUCACGUCAGGUCUGUCAUUGCCAAAGAUCACAAUUUAGACAUGGCAGAAACCAUGUGAUCUGUGGCUUGCUGAAGGGUAUUCAAGGGUACGGGUAUAUUGUAAAUGAAAACACUGCCUGUAUCUGAACUUACCUUACCAACUCAGAGUGAUGUUAGACACAGUAAUGAUAAAUAUAUAUUGCCAGUUUUAGCUUAUUUCUCCUCCUUUUGUUCAUUUAGAUAUCAAAAGUUAUUUAGUUUGCUACUUUAGCAAAUAUCCACUUAUAUAUAAAAAAUUUUUUUUGAUUCGCCUAAACUCACAAGGAAAAAUCCUAAUACAGACAGGUCAUUAUUGGAUUUUCCAAGUACUUUCUAGCCUUUAAUGCCUAAAACUCCCAUCAGGUAAAAUGAAUAGCAAGUAAGAUAUUUUCUCAGGCAGCCUGUUGAUUUUUCUGGUAGGAUCAGAUUGACAUAUUAUUUAUUAGAGGAGUGCAUGAACCAACAGGUAACCUGUUGGGCUCCUUCUUGAGAUCACUGAGACUUGAGGAGCCCCACAAUAGCAGCACAUUCAGGAAAUAGUUACCUCAAAAUUACCAACUCCCAGCCAUGUCAAGAGAUUCUGGGGGCUUUCCAAUCUGCCAAAAGCUCUUUACCACAUCUGUCUAAUACAUAGUUCAAAUGUGUGACACAAGGCAUGUUGAAAGGGAGUAAUCAAAGCAAAGUUAUGAUCUGCUUUAAUGUGCUGAAUCCGUUCCAGCCACCCUGUGUAAGCAGAGAAGAAAGGUCUGAUCAUUAAGACCCUUUUCCUAGCACGGCACAUUUGCACAUGUGUAAACUCACGCUAGUGAGUCUAGCACUGCAGCAGAACACAUCUCACAGUGGCAAAUGCCACGUUUGUGUUUUUGUAUUGAGAAUAUGUUUAGAGAUCUUAUCUUUCAAUAAAAAUCUUUUACUCUCUAAAAUUUUAUCUCUGUAAUUGUAUCAGAAAUAUAGGGAGAUUUGGAUCGAAGUCAUCUCUUCCAAAAAAUAGCGGAGCAGUCUGAUCCACACAUUCAGAACCCCAAGGAAUUUGGCACAUUAGUGAUAAUGGUGAUUUUUUUUUAUUCAGAUGAGCAAAUUUACUCAUCUGAAUAAAUCAUUAAUUUGAACAAAUCAUUAAUUUGAAAGUAUUUUUUUCUCUUAUUUAAUCAUAACUAUCCUAUAACUUGGAUACAUUGCCCAUGUUUGGCAUUCCAUAAUAUAAUAAUUAUAAUAAUAAUUCCCCAAUGUCAGAUAUGUAUAUGUGAGUUCACAUUUUGUUGGCAAUUUACUUUAUAAGCUUUUUAAUAUUGUACAAUUUUUAAUCUAAAAUGUAAAAGAAUUAUAUUUAUAUACAAAUGGAUCAUUAUUACCAGUUUUAAUUAAACCAAAAUAAAACUAUUUUAGUAUAAAUAUAGAAGAAAAGCAUGGUUUCUAAUGAACUGUAAUUUUAAAAUGCAAAGUUUAUAAAACUUUCAAGAUGUUUUACCUAUUUGUUUUCAAUAUUUAUAAUAAUUUUCUACCUUUAGCAAGUAUCCAUUUUUUGUCAAGCCAGCAGCUACUUUAUUUGAACUUUAUUUAUACUCUCAGACCCUAAUCUUGCCUAGAAAUGAAUAAAUAAUAAAUAGCUUCACUCUGUAUUUACUUUUUUUAUAGUAAAAUAUUCAUUUGGGGAUUAAUUUGAAAUAAUUUUGAUAAUUUAUUUUAAAAUGUCAACAAAAAAGUUUCUAACCAUCCAAUUGAACAGAAAAUUUGUUUAUAUUCUGGAGGAGAAGCAUGCCAUAGUUUGUUUGUGUGCGCAUGUGAAAGAGCGUGGGUGCUUAGAGGAGCGGUCCCAGUGCAGGAAGAGUGAGCCAUGCUGACACGGUGGUGGCCGUCCAGACCCUGCAUGUUGAUGUCAGGGCCAAGGAGGAUGGCAUCAGACUAUGAUUUUGAAUUACUUUCCCUCCUUUUCUUACUGAUCUAAUACUUAAAAAUAUGGAAUAAUAAUGUCUUUUUAUCCAAUAAAUACGGUGAUGAAGCUUAACAGUAA
Molecule: messenger RNA, 3319 nt
Organism: Equus caballus (horse)
Lineage: Eukaryota; Metazoa; Chordata; Mammalia; Perissodactyla; Equidae
Gene: CFAP418
Product: cilia and flagella associated protein 418
Cellular component (GO): cytosol
Source: RefSeq, a predicted model, not a curated record